Pangasianodon hypophthalmus (striped catfish) is the source of this 4761-nucleotide messenger RNA. RefSeq names its product sialoadhesin. The coding region runs from base 97 to 1029 and encodes 310 amino acids. The record is from RefSeq and is a predicted model, not a curated record. The transcript is spliced from 11 exons. Lineage: Eukaryota; Metazoa; Chordata; Actinopteri; Siluriformes; Pangasiidae.
GGAGUCAAUAUAUUUGUAGAGCAGUGGCAGUCUGUCACUUACGAGACACAGAAUAGGUUUCUACAUCCAACAACCAAAAGCAGUUUAAGUUGCAGCAUGGAUCCACAGUCAAAAAUACUGCUCUGCUGGAUUUGCCUUCAAGUGAUCUUUGCCUCUGCUUUUUCGGAUGUGUGGAAGGCAGAAGUUGUCUCUCCAGUGGAGGCGCUGGUCUCAUCUUGUGUCGUGUUGCCCUGUAAGUUUAAUUACCCUGGCCUUCAACGUCCUGACUCUCGGCUGAAGGGAAUCUGGCACAAAGAUCCAAACAAAAAUGCACGCAUCUAUGAUGAAGAUCCUUUCUUGAUUGAGGAUAACUUCAAGGGGCGCACAAAGCUAAUUGGCCGACUGAGUGAGAAAAACUGCUCAUUGGAGAUAGAUGAAGUGAGAGACCACGACGACGGCCCGUUCUGUUUCAGAGUUGAAAUCACAAAUAUAGAGAAAUUCUCUUUUGUGGAGAAGUGUGUGACCAUCAAUAUGAAACCCGAACCUGACAAACCAAAUCUGGAUCAUGAAGAAUCCUUCACAGAGGGAACACCUGCUGUCUUUAAGUGUUACGUCAGACACACCUGUCCCACACACCACCCAACUAUUGAAUGGAAUCGUCAAGAUGCUAAACCUCGUUUGUCCUAUAAGGACAAUGGCUUUGGGGUUUGGGAGGUGGAGUCCCUCCUGAUCUUCCCUGCCACAGAGAAGGACGAUCACACUGACAUCACCUGCACUGUCACAUUCCACGGCAACAAGAAAUCUGCAGUCACUCACAAGAUAUACAUAAAACGUGAACAAAAUUUCUUUCACAUCAUUAUUCCUGUGGCCGCUGUGCUCGGAACCAUCACUGUAUUUGGAUUGGCAUGUUUCUUCGUGACCAAGAGAUACAAGAAACAGAUCCAAGAUCUUCAAUCUAGAAAUCCAAAUGGGGUAUGGAGUCGUCUCUCCAGAAUGUCGCACAGGGUCAGGUCAGUGGGACAUAUAAGGACCAUGGGAGACAGAGCCUGAUUCCCUCAAAACUAAUCUAAGUAGACUCAUCUGUUGCCUGUUUUUAUAUACGCACUUCCCCAGAAAGAGAUUUAAAAUGAACGCUUAGGUUUAAUAAGUACAUACAAUUUAAAUACACACAUACAAUUUAAACACACACACACACACACACACAAAGAGUCAUUAUUUUGUCAUGCGUCUGUCAUAGUGUGUUAAGAAUAUUAUUAUGGUUAUCUUGUGCCAUGGCAGUCCUCUCUUAUUUUUAUUAAUGUUGUCUCAUGAAAUGAUUUUUGAAACUUAGCCUUUUAAUUUGAAGAAAGUGUAAUGUAAAUUUGCUUUAACUGAAAGCUUGACUCUCAUAAUGUCCAUCUCAUCAUGUGCAGUUUUUAGAGACUUGUUUAACAAAAAUGCAAAUUGAGGAAGAUCCACUACCAGGCUGAAUGACAUCAUGACAUAAUACAGUAUAAGCACAGUUGGACAUCAUUGCUAUUCUUUAGGAGUUAUAAAGCAGAUAGCAUCAGCUGUACUCAACUUCGUCCCUUAAUUAUAUGACUUUCAUGACUGCUUUUGUUUAUUUCUUAUAAGUGCUGAUAAAUUUGUAGGUUCAUGAAAACACACACACACACACACCUCAAGAAAUAGCGAGGGCAUUUUGGUACUUAUGAAUAAAGUCUUAAUAUGAAGCACCUGUUACUGUCAAACACUCACUCAAAUGUACAAGAUCGUUCACUGAUAUGGUCAUAUAGUUGGUAUCAGAGUUAUAUCUGAUCAUUCUGAAAUCAGUGCAUAACAAUAUGAACAUCUGUUGUUGUUCUUCUUUCGGAUGCUCCCUUUAAGGGUCACCACAGCUGAUCAUUGGUCCCCAUAUUCGAAUUGGCACAGUUUUUACACCAGAUGCCCUGCCUGAUGCAACCCCAAUUUUACCUGGGCUUGGGACUGACACUGGAAUUGCACUGUUGUGUGCAACCCUAUUGGCUGGGGUUGGUUCCCUGGCUGGGACCCGAACCCAGGUCAUGGCAAUGAGUGCGCCGUGGCCUAUCCACUAGUCCUCCAGGGACCCGAUAUGAACAUCUGCACUACAAUCAUAUUAUACAUGUUAUAUAUUAUGUGUUUAUCUGCUUGGUCAGAAGAUGUUGAUUAAUUUUCUAUAACAGCAUGAUUAUGACAGCAGUUCCAAGUAGUAGCUGUAAGUGGAAAUGUUUAUUUAACAUUUACAAAGGUGUCAGUGCUUUGUCAAUAAGUUUUCCGACAUAGGAAAGUGUUCAGGACGGAGGACCAGGGGUAGACAAAGUACUGAAAAAAAUUAUAGUUAAAUGAAAGUAUAGAUAAUGUGUCAUAAUCUUACUCAAUUGAAAGUGGAAAUAUCCUGCCAAAAGUGUACUUGAGUCAGAGGAAGAAGUUUCUGCAUAUAAAUAUACUCAAGUAAAUAUUUUAAAUCAAUGGCAUUAUGUUAAUAUCAUGUUCUCAUGCGUAACAUAAAGCUUAUCACUUAUCUAAAACUAUUAGAAGGUGAUUUUCAUUUUGAAGCAAUUACACCAUUUUGCCUGAAAACAUCAUUCAAUCUUUGCAAGUUUGCUGGUCAUAUGCAUGAUGAACACAAAGUACUUUCCUAAUAAAUUCAUCAGAAGUAAAUCCUGUAAAUACCAAAUAUUUACCAUAAGCUAGGAUUUGACUUUCUGCCUAGCCAAUUUAUGUUAUGUUUAUGUUUGUAUUUAUGGAAUUAAUGCUAGUGUAACCUGGCAUUAGCAAAGCAUAACCUAGUUAAAUAUAGCCAGUUAAUAAUAGAAAAUUAGUGAAACUUACCUCAACAUGCUUUUUCAAAGUAGAUGGAGUCCAUGCCUUCUAGGAAGGCGAAGCAGGUUCCUCUCUUUAGACUAGUCAUUUCUUUGUCUAGCAUAUUGAAACAUUUACAGAGUUAGGCCAGGGGCACUCAUCCUCAAGUUCCACAGUGCAUUCCACUGGCUUAUCCAUCUCCAGAUGUACACAGAUCGCUGUAGCUUUAACUACACUGUGUUGCGUGAGAAGGUCAGAGAAGAUGACUGAUUAGUGUGAUUCUUGAUAGUUUUUUUUCCUACAUUGAUGAAAGUGAUUGGAUGCAAAACUGAACCAAUUCAUUUGAUAUAUAGCACGUAGUCAUUGGCUGGAUGAGAGAAGAAGCCUUUGAGAUUUGUAACAAGUACUUUGGUCAGGUCAGGUCUAAACAGAAAUGUAAGGAGAAAAAGUAUAAAAAUGAAGCACAAUUACCCAUGUUUUUUCCAACCCUGCAGAGGUUUCUCAGAACGUUGGCAAAUCACUGUGGUAUGAAAACAGUACUUUGGGGUGGUAACAGUAACUCCAUGUAGUGUCAGUCUGCAUCAGACUGCCCUGUCACUGAUUAUCUUCAUGUCCUGUUGUGUUUUAUUUCUUGCUUGUAGCUUAAGUGAAUGGCAGGCAACAGUGUGCCAAAACAGAACAGUGCAAAAUACUGACCGAUCAGCAGAUUGAUAAUCAUACAAUCAUACAAGGGGUAACAAAGACAAUGCAUGAAAAAGUGAAGUAGGAUUAAUAAUUUGUCUUUAUUUAGUAUUCUUAGAACUGUCAAACAGCAUCAGUGAAAUGCAGCUUUUUUUAAUUGUCUUUUUCUGUUCCUUUUUUCUGUUCCUCCUUUAUUACAGGAAAACGCAAACAUAGCUCUUAACUAAAACUGCACAAUGGAUUUGUGUUUAUUUUCCUUCACCAUUUAUUUAACAUUUUACUCAGAGUACAAAUUUAGUAGAAUGAUUAAAGAUAGCAUUAUCUAAGGCAUCAUACCAGGGUAAAGUAAAAGCUUUCAAACCACACUUACUUUCACAGGUUGUCCAACAUGAAAGUCACGAUUAUUUAUACUGUGGACAGCUAUUUUGCGAAGAGGACUGGACCUUCUCUGAGAACAUCUUUCAGUGCAUAAUUUGAUGCCUGCUCCUGAAAACCAAAUAAAACUCAUUCCUAUUAACCAUGCAUGCAAGUACUGGGACAGGAACGCUGGAAUUGUUAGCUUGCUAAAUUAAACAUAAUAAAAAGCUAAACCAAUACUUAAAAUAAUACCUUUAAUGAAUCUAAUGAAUCUAAUUUUAUUUUUUUUUUACCCAAACCUGACUGUUUAUCCAUUACUGCUUUAUAGGAGCUAUGGAAGAAGGCAAGCGCCUGAAAGGAGUGUUGACACUAAGUUAAACAACUGUGUAAGUUCCGUGUCAGGAACAACAGAAUUCUCAAAACCCCGCUUUCCAUCUCCAAAGAGUGAAAAAAAAGGCAACAAAUCUGGUGGCACAUGUGCAGAUGACUGUGGUGAUGAUUACAUCAACAUGGAAGACCUCAAUGUGUAUGGGAAUAUCUGAUGACAGAAAUCCAGGCUAUCAUCUCUUUUUUAAUGUGUUAUAUUCUUUUUAGGCUUACUGUGUCUUGCUGUUUUAAAAUUUCUGUUGUAAUGAGAAUCCUAUUCCUGCUUUGUAUGUGGAGUUUGUUAAAUGAGGAAGCUGAGUUGAGUCUUCAUUUUUUGGCAACGAUACAAGGAUAUUUUGCAUAUGGGAAAGGUCCACUGAACAGCAGCUUCACCACAGAUUGUGCUAUUUUUUAUUUUUUACAUUUCAGUAGAUAGGGUUUUAGUUCUUCUUACUGACUGAUGAUUAAUCAAUGUUUAUGCCCACACACUUGGCCAGUUGCAUUAUGUACAGUUGAUUAGUAACUCUACUAACAAUAUAAAUACUAUUGUGUUUUCUUUGUUUUUUUUUUUUGCCU